Messenger RNA from Lobosporangium transversale, 1634 nucleotides. RefSeq lists its product as hypothetical. NCBI's taxonomy places the organism in Eukaryota, Fungi, Mortierellomycota, Mortierellomycetes, Mortierellales, Mortierellaceae. Gene Ontology annotation, molecular function: dipeptidase activity. The coding region runs from base 143 to 1381 and encodes 412 amino acids. The transcript is spliced from 3 exons. The record is from RefSeq and is a predicted model, not a curated record.
CAAAAGGCAAGUACGCUGUUUCCCUCUUUUCUCACGCAUCCCCGACUUUUAUUCUUCCUCACUUCACUCUUCACUUCGCUCACACGUUCAACCUACCUCUUCGCUUGUUCCCCCUCUGUCUUUCAGAAAUAAAAUUCAGACCAUGCAACAAGGACCAGGAAAAGACGACGCUCUGGAGGCCAUUGACAACGCAGACGCCAGUCUCCGUCAGCUUUCCAUCCAGAUCCAUGAUCAUCCUGAAUUGGGAUACGAGGAACAUUUUGCUCACAAGACACUCACAGACUAUCUGGAGCAACAAGGAUUCCAAGUAACCCGACAAGCCUGCGAUAUCUCUACAGCCUUUAUUGCAGAAUAUGAGAAUCAAGGUUCUGGUUCUGCAGUCGAUGAACCAAUUCGGUCUGUUGGAUUCUGCUCUGAAUACGACGCUUUGCCCUCCAUCGGCCAUGGUUGCGGACACAAUUUAAUUGCAAUCUCAGGUGUCGCUGCUGCCCUCGGUGUCAAGGCUGCAAUGGAGAAAAAUAAUAUCCGUGGUAAAGUUCGUCUGUUGGGUACUCCCGCUGAGGAAACACUGGGUGGGAAGCGCCCAAUGUUGGAACGUGGCGCGUUCAAUGGGUUGGAUGCCUGUAUGAUGGUUCAUCCUGCUCAAUUUGAUGUUCUUUACAGGCAGCCCUUGGGCGUUGGACGCUUUGACUUUGAGUUCCAUGGAAAGGCAUCUCAUGCUUCAGCAAGCCCAUGGGAAGGGAUCAAUGCUCUUGACGCGGUCUGUAUGACAUAUAACGCCAUUGGCCUAUUCCGCCAACAGACUUUACCAACUAACAGAAUCCACUCAAUUGUCACCAAUGGUGGUCAAGCCGCUAAUAUCAUCCCAGAACUGGCAUCAAUGACAACGUUGUAUCGUGCCAACAAAAAUGAAGACCUUCUCAAGCUGCACGAUCAGAUUGCAGAAAUUGCAAAGUCCUCUGCCGAAGCUUCAGGUUGUACUCUCAAUAUUAAGGAACCAAUGCAGUAUUCGCCACUCAACAAUAACCCACCAUUAGCAGAUCGUUUUGGAGAAUACAUGAAGUCAUUUGGGGUUCGUUACAACUCGCGUGAAGUAGACGAGACCACUCCUGCAGGCUCAACCGAUAUGGGCAACGUCACGGUCGCCUUGCCAGGUAUUCACCCAGUCUUCAACAUCGCUAGCCUGGACGGUGAACGUGAACCGGGUCUGACCACUCAUUCUGCCUUGUUUGCAGAGCGCGCAGGAACUGAGGUGGCUCAUAAGGCCACCAUCCGUGCAGCGAAGGGCCUUUCAUUGACUGCUCUGGAUGUUUUGUUGGAUGCAGAGUUUGCCAAGUCUAUUCGCGAGGAGUUUGAGCGUUCAAAACCCAAGAUUCUAUAAGCUAGAUAGAUACUUUUAACAGCACAAGAAGUUGUGAAGAAACCAUUCAAUUUUCAAAAAAAACAUUUAUGUAAAUAUGUAUUUAAUGAAUGGAUUCGACAGAUACCAGGAUCCAGCAGAUCCCAAUAUGUGAACGGGUUGUCGGAUCUUGGUAAGUCCCACAUGCUAGAGAAAUAAAUUAAUCAGACAUGUCAGACAUGCUGUUAAUCUGGCGCGAUGUCGUUCGUUUGAAACCUCAUUGGCGUCAUGGGCC